This is a messenger RNA of Peromyscus californicus insignis, 1319 nucleotides long. RefSeq names its product mesoderm induction early response protein 3-like. Gene Ontology annotation, cellular component: nucleoplasm. Lineage: Eukaryota; Metazoa; Chordata; Mammalia; Rodentia; Cricetidae. The record is from RefSeq and is a predicted model, not a curated record. The transcript is spliced from 4 exons. Gene Ontology annotation, molecular function: transcription corepressor activity; histone deacetylase binding. Gene Ontology annotation, biological process: negative regulation of transcription by RNA polymerase II.
UCUCUCUCUCUCUCUCUCUCUCCCAGGCUUCUUUUGGAAGUUCGAGCCCAGUUGGGUCUCUGUCUUCUGAGGAUCAUGAUUUUGACCCCACUGCUGAGAUGUUGGUCCAUGACUAUGACGACGAAAGAACUCUUGAAGAAGAGGAAAGGAUGGAUGAGGGUAAAAACUUCAGUUCUGAAAUUGAAGACUUGGAAAAGGAAGGAAAUAUGCCUUUAGAAGACCUACUGCCAUUCUACAGCUAUGAAUCUACAAUUCCGACGGUUACAAAUUCCAGUGCCAACAGCCCCCCAAGUGAACUUGCAGAUGAACUACCAGACAUGACUCUAGACAAAGAAGAAAUAGCGAAAGACCUGUUGUCGGGUGAUGAUGAGGAAACCCAGUCUUCUGCAGAUGAUCUGACACCGUCCGUGACUUCUCAUGAAACUUCGAAUUUCUUUCCUUGGCCUUUGUGAUCAAAUACUUCCUGUGAUGGAGAUAAGGAGUCAGAGAUUGAGGAUGUUGAAACGGACAGCGGUAACUCACCUGAAGACUUGAGAAAGGAAAUAAUGAUCGGUUUACAAUAUCUGGCAGAAAUCCCCCCUUAUCUUGGCGAGUACAGUGGUGAGGAGAAAGCAUAUGAAAAUGAAAACCAGUUACUGUGGCAUCCUGAUGUGGUUUUGGAGAGCAAAGUCAAGGAGUACCUUGUUGAGACAUCGUUAAGAACUGGAAAUGAAAAAGUCAUCGACAGAAUUUCUUCAGGCACACACACCAGGGACAAUGAACAGGCAUUAUAUGAACUUCUCAAGUGUAACCACAACAUAAAGGAAGCAAUUGAAAGAUACUGCUGUAAUGGAAAGGCAUCUCAAGAAGGAAUGACAGCAUGGACAGAAGAAGAAUGCCGAAGUUUUGAACAUGCACUCAUGCUUUAUGGAAAAGAUUUUCAUCUUAUACAGAAAAAUAAGGUGAGAUCUAGAACCGUUGCUGAAUGUGUGGCCUUCUACUACAUGUGGAAGAAAUCAGACCCUUUUUAUGAGUUCAGUCACAUCUUAUGUAGCCUUGGGGAUACCUAUCAUUUGGCAAUUGUUCCCAUAAGGAGACUGAAUGAAUUAAGGCAAGCACACCUCAUCACAGACUCCAGCUUCAGCAGGAACACAGACCCAGAAAUGGCCCUUGGUAGCAUCUCAGGCCCAAAUGUCAUCAUGGCCCCAGUUACCAGCACCAGCUACCUUGAUCAGUAUGGCCCUGGUGGCAAGCAUGGUCCUCAGAGAGCAACACAGUCUCAGGUGGCUGUCCAGACCCUGAGCAUCUAUACAGCCUGUGAUGAAUCUGUGGAAACCUGA